AUGAAGCUGCCCAAUAGCCUCUUUUUUCGCCAAAUUUGUUUGCUGAAAGGCCAAUGUGGCCCAGAUGAAGAUUUUCCCCAAGCUUCUUGCAACAGAUCAAUUCAAUGGCGUCGAGGAAUUGACAUGGAAGAUGGAGUACCAGAGUAUAUUGAAGUCAGUAAGCUAAACGCUUACAUAUUACACAGAAAAUUGCUAACACAACUCAGUCUUGCAUUUGCUGCGUCACUGGAUGUCAUCGAGAAACCUAUCUCAGGCACCAAGGAACAGUUCAGUGGAAAAGAAAAUGGAGAUAAUGGAUCUUAUGGAAUAUUCGGCAAUUUGUUAGUUCAAUGGUAUCGAAGUGGAUAUUCAGAUCCAGGGAGUAGUGCAAGUAUAAGCAACACAGGUAGCUCUUCAUUUGAGGAUAACACGAAAACUCUUGAACAGUUUUCCCUCGAGCUAAAACAACGUCAGACUUUUCUAGAUUUGGGAAAUUCAGAAGGAAGAUCCUCUAUAAGCAUAGCAGUGAUCAAGUCAUUACCUUUCUUCUUGACUCAGCUCCUGCAAAGAAGACGAUAA
This is a messenger RNA of Fraxinus pennsylvanica, 558 nucleotides long. NCBI's taxonomy places the organism in Eukaryota, Viridiplantae, Streptophyta, Magnoliopsida, Lamiales, Oleaceae. The record is from the annotation of a GenBank genome assembly.